GUGUAUACUUCUUUAAUAUAAAAUGCCAAACAGAAGGAGAAAUGACAGCACGAGAGAUGAUUUACUGUAAAUCUGUAAGCCACUGGCAAGAAACAACUGUACUUAAGUUUCGUUAUUUCUCGAAAUUCCUGCAAUUUAAUGCAUGACGUAACAGACGAUAAUUGCUGCCCCACUCUUGAACCUCAAAUCACACCUUAGACACACUGCUGAGCUUUUCCUUCAAGGGAAAAUAAAAAUAUAUAAGUAUAAUAAAAGUUUCCUGAUAUCGGCCAGAGUUGACUUGUAGUAGAGUAAUAUAAGAAACCGUGACAAGUUCCCAGGCUGUGCUUUCAGCCAUUGGAGGAUGACCACAUUAGUACCAAGCAACCGCGGGAGCAGACGUCCACAUCCCGCCUCCUCUGCUCCCUCUCCCGUGUUUUUAUUGGAUGCCAGGCUUUGCCCCGUCCACGCACGUUAGGUUGUUCUGCAGCGUUCAGAAGCUCAAUUGAUGGGCGUACGGAGCUGUUUGUGUUUGCAGUGACGGGAGAUUUAACCUUUCGCGUUUUAUUUUAGCAAUCAAAUUCAUGUUCUUCCUCCCUCUCAGUGUUUUUUGCCUGUUUUCCACGGCGACACCUUUCCUGAAGCUCGGCUUUUUUUCCCUCGCCGUGCGCGGUGACAAGUAGCGGGUUUAGACGAUGCUUAUUGCGGCGGUGUGAACAAGAAGCUUGAAGACUGGAUAACAACACAAGCUUGUACAUCCUUAGGAACCACACAGUCUCAAAGUGUUUAUUUGUUUCCUCCGGAUGCGGUUCUUUUUUAGGCUUACCCUUCCAGCACGCACGGGCCAACGAGACACCGCGGAUACUUCGGCAAGAAUCGGGGCUGAAAUGCACCUGCCUGAUAGGAGAAGCAACCGGAGCACAUGGAAAUCUCCUCUCUGGACCUCAGCCUGAACUCACAUCUGUUUUUUGUUUUUUGUUUUGUUUUAAUGAAAACAUUACAUCGAUAUGGGAAUUCCACAGCUCAUAAUCCAGAGGUUUUUUUUUAAUAACAGCCGAGUGUGAGGAUGAAAGCUGAUCGCCCCUCCUCUCCCUGGACUUAAAUAUAGAUAAAAACGCGCUCCAUCUGAAUCCACUGCUCGACACUGGAAACCAGAGUCUCAGCUGUGUUGUGUUUCAGCGGUGGUUAACAAAGGAGGGCUGAGCUGAGGGCUGUGACAUUUGGUUGAUGGACACCUUAACCUUUCCCAGAGCCGGCUGCCACUCAGUGCAGCUCCAGUGUCACAUGUCUCCGAGGGCCCUUUAAUUUCAUUUGCACUCAUUGGGAAAGAUUAAAUCAUCCCUCACCCCCCCCCGGCUCUCUGUGUGCUCUGCACGGUCUUCUCUGCUGCACUGUCCGAUCACAUCUACGCAUGGGAACUCCUCUUCUCUCUCCCUGCUCUCUGACACUUCACUGUGAGUGAUCUGCAGAUGAAACAGUAAUCGGGGAUUUGUGUAGAUUAUCGUCCGACUGCUAUUUUCUGUUCGUCGGGUAUAAAACCCGCAGCCUUUUCCCUGCUGCCUGCUGGAAACUUGUCCCGUUUGCAAGUCACACUUUUCGUAGGUGGAAGGAGAAGCCGGGUGGCAUUGAGGAGCAAUGACCACCACCACAGAGGGGUCCGGACUCAGAUCUGAUGAUGUGACGACCGUGCUGUUGCUGUCACUUUGUGGAUGCGGCACAAUGAGAAGCGCUUAGGUGCCAGGUUUUACGCACGCCACCUGGCGUGUUUUUUCAGUGACGUUUGUUUGGUCUGUCUUUAUAAGAACAACUAAACUCAGCAGCCGCUACUAGUUCUGACAUUCUAGGUUGCAGAUACCUGAGGAUGUUCGAGUCAGGAUGCUGCGCUUCCCGGUGAAGAAGAUCCGGAAGCAGUUCAAGCUCCUGCUGCUGCUGGUUCUGCUCACCUCCGCCGUGUGGUUCACCUACCUGCACAUCAACCAAGGCAAGACCAUCAAACUCCACUUCAACUACGGGAAAGAUGGUGAGAGACAGACGGAGGGGACAGACACCGGUCGCAAGAGGGACACACGCUCCUCAGCCGGCCAUCACAAGAGUGAGGACACGAGUGACAGCAGGGAGGAUGAGGCAGCUGAUGAAGAGCCAAUCCCAGGAGGGCGUGACGGCAGAGGCCAUGCUCGUAUCCGAUUGUUCCUCAGUGAGCACCACAAGAAAUUGCCAUGGAAACCAGAGUAUAAAGGCCUUGCCAAUCUGCAUGUGUUUGAGGACUGGUGUGGCUCCUCCAUAGCCCAACUCAGAAAGAACCUGCACUUCCCUCUUUACCCGCACACCAGAACUACUGUGAAGAAGCUGGCAGUGGCUCCAAAGUGGAAGAACUAUGGCCUGAGAAUAUUUGGCUUCCUUCACCCUUACAGAGAUGGUGACUUCCAGUUCUCGGUGUCAUCAGAUGAUAACUCCGAGCUCUGGCUAAGUCCUGAUGAAAACCCUCUCAAUGCCAGGCUGUUAGUCUACGUAGGAAAGCUGGGUACAGAGUGGACUGCUCCAGGCGAGUUCAGCAAGUUCAGGUCCCAAUCUUCUAACUCUGUACACUUGAUAUCAUCCAGAAGAUACUACUUUGAGCUCCUUCACAAACAGGAUGACAAGGGCUCCGAUCAUGUGGAAGUCGGGUGGCGUCCAUUCCUGCCUGGUUUGAAAUACGAGGUGAUAGACUCAGCCUACAUUUCCCUCUACACAGACGAGUCUGCCCUGAAGAUGAACAGUGUGGACCAUAUACCCCAGACCUUGGCAAGUCACAUCCGUCUCCCAGAGGAGUCUCCGCCUCAGGGCCAUGGAGAAGGCAACGGCAUGCAGCACGGAGCAGAUAUGCUAAAGCCGGACCCUCGGGACACAUUCUACAGCACUCCGUUGAUUGACCCCUCUCGUCUGGAAAAUGUCCUGCCCGCCUGUCUCUACUCCCCGACCUAUGUAGUCAAAGACUUCCCCAUCGCCAGAUACCAGGGCCUGCAGUUUGUUUAUUUUUCCUUUGUUUACCCCAACGACUUCACCCGUCUUACCCACAUGGAGCAGGAGAACAAGUGUUUCUACCGAGAGUCUCCUAUCUACUUAGCCAAAUUUGGUUUCUACAAAUAUAUGAAGAUGGAUGAAGAGGAGGAUGACAGACCAUUCUUCUUCCCCAACCCAGAUGAUUUCCUGGAGGAAGAGGAGGUGGUAGAAGCCGAAGAUCAGGAAGAGAUUGUUGGCACAAAGUCACCUAGAAGGUUGUCUCAUUCCAGCCAAACCACCCACACCUCCAACCCUUCACAUCAUCACUCAAAGCCUGGGCCCACACGGGCUAGCAGGGAAGGAGAGGAAGAGGUGGAGCCUCAUGGAGAAGAAGUAGAUGAAGAUGAAGCAGAAGGGAGAGCUGACAACAGAAUAAUUCACCAAAGAGACCGCAGACGCAUUUUUCACAGACACCGACACGAGAACGAGGAUCUGGACACGGACUGGGGACGAGACCACACAAGAGAAAACAUCAAACAAGACCUGAGGAAAAGACUUGACAAACUCCAACCCAGGCUGCCUGAGCCUGCUAUUGACAGAGUGCUCCACGGGCGCUCGUUGUCCUGGGUCCAUGCUGAUCCUGUAGAGCAGGGCCUUGGCAGGAAUGGGAGGAGAACAGAGGGAGGAGGAGGAGGAGAAAAAGGAGUGGAAACUCCACCUAAACUAAACAAGUCGUCUUUUCUUUUAACCCAAAAGGCCUCCCUCUCUGCCCUCGCUAGUCGUGCCAAGCAGAUCAUCAAUAACUCCGCCCAUAACAACAGCCCUUAUUAUAUCAAUAAGAAACCCACUGUUACAAAGAAGGAGGAAAACAAGAUCUACAUCACUAGGCCGCGGCCUGCCAAGGAGAGGGAGAAGGAGCAGCAUCGAGAAAGGAAGGAAGACAGGCUGUACCGACACCCGAGAGAGGUGUUUCCAGGUGUCUUUCUGUACCAAACGGGGAAAACCACAAGGCUGGUCAACCUCGGUGCCAGAGGACACACUUUGGGAAUGGGCAGUAAGAACCCCGUAACUGUCCCAAAGCUCUGGCCUCUCACGCCUACAAAAGUGAGUAAAACGUCUCCUCAUAACAGUGUACAUAAGUCUGUCAGGAGGAUGGUUGGAGCUAAUCAGCCAGAAAAAAAGAAGAGGAAAGAGGAACAUGUGGAUUUAAAGACUACUGCCACCAGUGAUCUGUCCAACACAGAGCACUUACUAAACUCCCUGUCCUUCCACCAAAACCAUACUUCAGUGACCACGCCGAGGUUUAACUCCACAGUUAACUCACUACAGAGUCCCACGAGGGUCACCUCUUACCUCAGGCUCUCAGAAAUCACAGAGUCUCAACAGCAGCCAGACCCAAACCCAAACCUGACAGAGACCGACCAGGAUAUGACUCACUUCAUUCCUGAACCUGACGAUGAGCUGCCAGACUACAGCUACGAGGAAGCCGACACGCAGCCAGGCUGGGCAGAGGAGAGCAUCAACUGGCAACGGACCUUCUCAGUCAAUCCUAUUGACUUUGAGCAGCUGCGAUCAGACUGGAAUGAUCUACGCUGCAACGUGUCUGGCAACCUGCAGCUGGCCGAGAGCGAGGUAGUGGACGUGCUUGCCCAGUACAUGGAGAAGCUGAAUGAACGCAACGGAGGGAUCUAUACCCUGCUGAGAAUUAUAAACAUUGAGAAACGACGUGACUCAGCCAGAGGGAACCGUUACCUGGUGGAACUGGAGCUGAUAGAAAGAGGUCGCAGUGUGGUGCGUCUGUCGGAGUACAUUUAUCUUCUGCUCCACCGUGGAAGACAAGGGGACGAAAGUCUGGAGAACACCGACUCUGCGCCGGCCUCAGCUCCAGGUUUUGCACCCUCCUCUGCCACAGCCAGUCUAAACACCACACACCAGCCUCCUUCCACCAAGGCAACCUCCCGACCGGGGGCUACGCCCAUGAGCACUGCCUUUGCUAAGCCUCUGCUCUGCCAGCCGGUCAUGCUGCAGUGGAGAAGAGAUGUCAUGGUUCACUUUGUCGUGCCAGUGAAAAACCAGGCUCGGUGGGUGCAGCAGUUUAUCUCUGACAUGGAGAACCUUCAUCGACAGACCAAGGAUGACAAUUUCAGCAUCAUCAUCGUGGACUUUGAAAGCGAAGACAUGGACGUAGAGCAGGCUCUUAAAGACAGCGGCGUGCCAAGAUACGAGUAUCUGAGGAGGGAGGGGAACUUUGAGCGCUCAGCGGGGCUGCAGAUGGGAGUGGACUCCAUCGAGGAUAGUCACAGCAUCGUGUUCCUCUGUGAUCUGCACAUCCACUUCCCUCUCAACAUCCUGGAAAGCAUCAGAAAGCACUGCGUCGAGGGACGCCUGGCAUUCGCUCCUAUCGUCAUGAGACUCAGCUGCGGCAGCUCACCGCAGGAGCCUAAUGGUUAUUGGGAAGUGAAUGGCUUCGGUCUUUUUGGAAUCUACAAGUCCGACUUUGAUAAGAUUGGAGGGAUGAACACAGAGGAAUACAAAGAUCGCUGGGGUGGAGAGGACUGGGAGCUGCUGGACAGGGUGCUGCAGAAUGGCUUGGAAGUGGAGAGACUGCGUUUGAGGAACUUCUUUCAUUACUACCACUCAAAACGAGGGAUGUGGAAUGCCCAAAAUAAAAAAACUCCUAAGGGUUAAUGCUCCCUGCUGGGGGAAGUAUCUGAGAACCUAUCUGCAGAUCCACUGUGUGAGAGGGAGGGGCCAACAGCAGCUCCUCACUUCCUGAUCUCUGCCUUUACAAACCAGGCUCCUUUCACUGACACCUGGGUUUCACUGUCGGCUCCUCUUUUACAGCUGUCUGUAUGAACAGGCCAAACUCAAACUUUUUGAAGUGAUGGCUUCAUGCAGACACAUCUGAGUCAUCACUGUGUCUCACUGACUGUUUUACUGUACAGAGAGAAGGGAGUUAUUUUUAAUCUUCUCCUCUCUGCACUCUUUUUGCUCCAAAGUUUUCAGACGGAGCUCUCAGACUAACUGGAAAGCAGCUGUCUGUCUGUGGGUGUACAAGGUUGUGUGUGUGUGGGGGGAGUGUUUGUUUGUGUGUGAGUGUGUGUGUGUGCUGUGGGGGGGGUGACGCUUUUGUGUGUUUUGUGUGCAGGAAGCACCUUUUUCUAACACGGGGAUGUGAAGACAACCUAAGAUCUUUUUCUAACCAGCUUUUAUGAGGAUCGAUUCAAAUACAGUGGUGGGUGAGGUUUAAUUAGAGGAACUCUGGCUGUGGCAGCAUUUCUUAACACAUAAACUAUAGGGGUGCAAUCAUACACACAAUUCACGGUUCGGUCCGGUUCAAUACUUAAGUGUCAUGGUUUGAUAUAUUUUGGAUACAAAGAAGUAAACUUUCCAUGCCUUUUUUGUAAAGUUUUGAAUUUAAAUUAAAUGUAUCUGUUGCAGCUAUACCUGCCUCCUGUUCUGCUGUGCGUACGUAAAGUUAGAAUAUUAAUAAUAAAAUAAAUUAAUCUGAUAAAUUAUCCAUUUUCUGUGGUGCAUUUUACGCAGCAGAGUUUAUAUUUAAAAUAAAUAGUUCACUAAAUAAACAAAAACUAUCUUAUUCAGUAAUAUAAAUAGAGAUGUCAAAACACCACCUUAGAGAUUCUUUAAGGUAUCAUGGCAAGCCACCUUAAAAAACACAGCUUAGUGGAUCUGCGCUCGACAAUGCACUCUAAGGAGGAGUAGUCGAGUGCAGAUCUACUCAGCUUUCAGCCCAAGGUGCAGCGUUCAAAGUUGAUCAAAUAAAUAUAUAAUUGCAUAUUGUUCAAUUCUUAGUGCAUACCGAACCGAGACCACUGUACUGAACCGAGUGGUUCAAUACAGAUACAUGUAUUGUUGCACCCCUAAUAAACUACUACCUGUUGAAUAUCAUUACUGCACUGUUUUCCAACCAUUUUUGAGCCACAGCACAUAUUUUACAUUUGAAAAAUCCCAGAGCACAACGCCAAAAAAAAUGUCAGAAAACGUAUGUAAUGAAAUAUAAAGAACUUCUAGUUUUGAUCAACUCACAAUUUACUUAUUCAGUAUAAAUCCAAGGUCUGUUUAGUUGUGCAAAACACUGCUAUACUCACAGGAAUUGAAGAACGACCCACUUGAAGUUUUUAUAGCUGCCACCUAAUGGACUAGUUUAAUUCUACACAGUCCAGUACUGGUGAGAGGCCAGGGAAUUCCCAUUGGAAUAACCAAUUUCUUUUAAUCAGAGACUCAGAGUUGAUCACCUUUAGCUCUCUACGUGGCCCACCAGGACCAACCCAAACAUCUGCUCCUCAGUUUUCUUCUUUUUGUCUCACUCUGACUUCAUAAUCCAGGGUUAAAACAAACUGAAUUUUCUUCUUUCUUCUGCUGUUUUGUAAAACAGAAGUGCACCCAAAAGAAGCUGUUGCUAAUAAUUUGGUGGUCAACACAAAUUUGUUCUGCUGCUUUUGUGGGGUUUUGUUUAAUUUAUUUUAAAAUGGGUUUUAAUUUGCUGUAUCUGUUCUAACGUGUUUUGUACGUCAUUUACACUUAACACAAUAGAGAAGGAGAGAGAUUAAACUUCUACUGCUGACUGGAACACUUAACUGUGACAGAAGGUUCGCAGUGGAAUGUUCUUGUGACUCGGUUUUCAUCCCAUGCCUUUGUUCACCGUCAGAUUCAAAUGUGGUUUUGAGGUAAAAACACGGAGGAAAGGGUUAAACUUGUAUUGGACACUAUGUGGUUGUUUCACAACUGUGUGCCUUUAUCAGGGGUUGGGCUGCAGGCAGUUUUUUUCUCUAAUAACUAAUGACAGUAGGAUGAAAAUAAAUUAUUUAUCAACAGUUUGUAUUGUCACUGUACUUCAGAUACACUGUAACGGGGGAUGUGUGGUUAUCUUCAAUGGGUUCCAGACGUGUCUGUCUUUGUCAUGCUGUUAAAACGCAGAGGGUGUGGUUGUUGUGAGCCAUUUGUCCUCAGUGGUGAAGUAGGGUUGGUUUAAUGACUACUAAAAGAACAGAAGGUGUGACGGAGCCUCAGUGGCAGCUGCUGUUUAGUGAGAAAUCCUCUUGUUUCUGGUUCUUUCAUCGUGGCUGUGGGGGCUCACGGUUGGACAGAUGUAGGUGGAGACCAGCCAGUAAUCUUGGAUUUACUGCACAGUUUUUAAUAACGCCCUCUAACACUCGCUUAUUGCCUUUGCGGGACUUGGAGUUGGAGUGAAUAAUAAUAAUAUAAAUAAAUAUAUACAUAUAUAUAUGUAUCUAUAUAUAUGAAACACAAAAAUGAAAAAUGGAAUAGUGCAUUCCAACGUAAUUUCUGGGAAAUUGUUUUGUAGACAAAUGGUUUUAUGAAUGUAUUGUAAUUUUAUUUUCAUCUGUUGUUUUUUUUUGCAAAUAAAGUUUUCUGCUUACAGCCAA
Messenger RNA from Cynoglossus semilaevis (tongue sole), 8366 nucleotides. It is a transcript of the gene b4galnt4a, whose product is annotated as beta-1,4-N-acetyl-galactosaminyl transferase 4a. The transcript is spliced from 20 exons. Lineage: Eukaryota; Metazoa; Chordata; Actinopteri; Pleuronectiformes; Cynoglossidae. Bases 1855 to 5646 code for a protein of 1263 amino acids. The record is from RefSeq and is a predicted model, not a curated record. Gene Ontology annotation, molecular function: acetylgalactosaminyltransferase activity. Gene Ontology annotation, cellular component: Golgi cisterna membrane.